Hermetia illucens (black soldier fly) is the source of this 2623-nucleotide messenger RNA. RefSeq names its product larval serum protein 1 alpha chain-like. The transcript is spliced from 5 exons. Bases 66 to 2567 code for a protein of 833 amino acids. Lineage: Eukaryota; Metazoa; Arthropoda; Insecta; Diptera; Stratiomyidae. The record is from RefSeq and is a predicted model, not a curated record.
AGUAUAAAAACGUUGCAAAUGUUGCAGAGAAGGAUCAGUUCGAGGCCUACACCACCUGAAUAAGGAUGAAAGUGCUUGUGCUGCUUUUUGCGCUUGUGGCAUUUGCCUCAGCUUGGUUGGGCAGGGAUGUGAAUGACUGGAAAAGAGAUCGGUACCUGUACGAUGUUGGACUGGGUGAUCAUGAGUAUGGAAAGGCAUGGGGAGAUACUGUUGACUACGGUGUUAACAAGCACAUACAAAACUUUGAUGACUCGCGGGAGAAACUCUUUGGAGUAGGAGUUGAUACCGAUAACAAAUACACGCAUCAUCCCCUAGCGAAUAUUCUUCGUGGAAACACACAAGAAUCCAUUGAAAAUAUAUACGACGAUACCCACGUAAAGGACAGGUUAUACGAUAUUGACCACACCUACAAGACUUAUGGAAGAGUCAAGACAGUUCCUAAUGUUGACAAGAAGUUAGUGAAGUACGAUGACGAUCUGAAAGCGAGAAUUUUGGGAGACAAGGACUUGCUCAUUAAGCAAAAGCUCAUUUUGGAUGUUCUCCGUAACGUAUACGCCACCUGGACUACCGAUGAGAAGGAUAAAGACUUUGCACGGCUAGUGGAAGGAGAAGUCAACUACAAGAACUUCGAUAAAGUCAUAGAUUUCUUCCAUCUACUCAAGAACAAAAAUGUAUUGCUUCCACGUGGUCAAAUUUUCACAAUCAAGAACAAAAUCCACGUUAAACAACUCCGACUCUUGUUCAACCUUUUCGUCUACUCCAAGGACUUCAAAGUCUUCAGAAUGAAUGUUUUGUGGGCCCGCAAGUACGUCAAUGAAGAAAUGUUCGCCUAUGCUCUAAUCGCAGCAGUCCUCCAUCGUGAUGACUUGGUUGGUGUUAAACUCCCAGCGAUUUAUGAAAUCUUCCCAUAUAAAUUUCACACCAGCGUGACUAUUGACAAAGCGCUAAAACUAAAGGAUGACUUGAUCUUCAGAAAUAAGGACUUGAUCGUGCUAAAUAAAUACACAAGCGAUUAUGUCACGCUGAACGAUGAAGGCAAACUCACUUACCUCACAGAGGAUAUUGGUUGGAAUAUGUAUAACUUCUUCUUCCACAUGGAAUUCGCAUCCUGGAUCGGUGGCAAGGACUUUAAACUGGAUAUUGAACGUCGUGGAGAGAAGUACCUCUAUCAUAUUCAACAGAUCCUGGCUCGCUAUUAUUUGGAGCGUAUAUCCCACGGCUUAGGCGAUGUGAAGGAUAUCUUGCAAUGGGGUGUCGUGAAAGAUGGAUACAAUCCACUGCUAACGAGUUUCAAUGGACUACCAUUCACAUCCAGGAAGAACUAUUACGAUAUUAGCUCGACAGGGAACUAUGAACUGAUUGACAGGAUUGGAGACUAUGGACGAAGGAUCAGGGAUGCUAUUGAUGAAGGAUUCUGCACAGCAACUGAUGGAGGAAUAGUAGAUCUGAAACGAUGGGAUGGUGCCGAUAUUCUCGGAAACUUGAUUCAAGGAAAUGUGGAUUCUGUAAACACCAAGCUUUACGGAGGAUUUAUUAAGAACUUCUUCAAACUCCUUGGAAGUGGCGAUUUAAAGAAUGUUGAUGACUUCAAACUGACUACCAGUGUAUUAGAGCAUCAUGAAACAGUCCUCCGUGAUCCUGUCACUUAUCAAAUACUCAAGAAGAUUACAAAACUUUACUACCAACUCAAAGACUACCUGCCAUCAUACAAAAAGGAUGAUCUACUUCUUGAUGGAGUUCGCGUUGUCGAUGUGAAAACUACGCCAUUGGUUACAUACUUUGACUUCUUUGACGUGGAUAUCACUAAUAUUGUGGGUGUUGAUCCUCUUAAAUACAAAACCGUUGACACCGUAGGCGGAUUCGAUGAUGUACAUAAGGUUACCAAGGAUACCAUUAUUCGUGCUCGUCAUGUUCGACUAAACCACAAGCCAUUCACUAUCACCCUGGAUCUCAACGUUGAUAAGCCACAAAAGGUCGUGUUCCGAAUCUUCCUAGGUCCUAAAUUUGACAGUGACGGAAAACUUCUCGAUUUGAAAAAGAAUCGUAAGAACUUUGUAGAAAUUGACAAAUUUACCCGAGAUUUAACGACUGGACAAGUGAGGAUCGAGAGGAAUUCCAGAGAUUUGGUCUACACUGUUAAAGAUCGUACUACAUUCCUAGAUAUCUACAAGAAGGUUCUAUUGAACGCCGACGUAAAUAGCGUGAUUGGCAUGCAUGUGGACGAGGCCAACUGUGGUUUCCCAGAUCGCCUGUUGUUGCCUAAGGGAUGGAUUGGUGGUUUGCCGUUGCAACUCUUCGUUAUUGUAACCAAAGCGAAGGAUGUUGUGAAGAAGGAUAUUCACAGUUCAUUGAUGUGUGGUAAGAACACGUUGAUCAACGAGGUAGAUGAUCUUGCACUUGGUUUCCCAUUCGAUCGUCCCAUUGAUCUCACGGAAUUCUACACGAAGAACAUGUUAUUCAAAGAUGUUCUGGUGUUCCAUGAUAUUGGAGAUGUUACCAAGGUUAAGGAUCUUGAUGGAAGAGUUGUUGACUCAAAAGACUUUGUAGAUAUUGACAACAUCAAAUAAAACGUCAACGCUUACAGCCAAAUUAGUUGUAGAAUAAAUAGAAUUUGCAAGCAUUA